This is a messenger RNA of Haliotis rufescens (red abalone), 2019 nucleotides long. RefSeq names its product filaggrin-2-like. Bases 37 to 1065 code for a protein of 342 amino acids. NCBI's taxonomy places the organism in Eukaryota, Metazoa, Mollusca, Gastropoda, Lepetellida, Haliotidae. The record is from RefSeq and is a predicted model, not a curated record. The transcript has a single exon.
CAACACGUAACAGGACAACACGUGACAGGACAACACAUGACAGGACAACACAUGACAGGACAACAUGUGACAGGACAACACGUGACAGGACAACACGUGACAGGACAACAUGUGACAGGACAACACGUGACAGGACAACAUGGGACAGGACAACACGUGACAGGACAACACGUGACAGGACAACACGUGACAGGACAACAUGGGACAGGACAACAUGUGACAGGACAACACGUGACAGGACAACACGUGACAGGACAACACGUGACAGGACAACACGUGACAGGACAACAUGGGACAGGACAACAUGUGACAGGACAACAUGUGACAGGACAACACGUGACAGGACAACACGUGACAGGACAACACGUGACAGGACAACAUGGGACAGGACAACACGUGACAGGACAACACGUGACAGGACAACACGUGACAGGAAAACAUGGGACAGGACAACAUGUGACAGGACAACACGUGACAGGACAACACGUGACAGGACAACACGUGACAGGACAACACGUGACAGGACAACACGUGACAGGACAACAUGGGACAGGACAACAUGUGACAGGACAACAUGUGACAGGACAACACGUGACAGGACAACACGUGACAGGACAACACGUGACAGGACAACACAUGACAGGACAACAUGGGACAGGACAACAUGGGACAGGACAACACGUGACAGGACAACAAGUGACAGGACCACACAUGACAGGACCACAUGUGACAGGACAACACAUGACAAGACAACACGUGACAGGACAACACGUGACAGGACAACACGUGACAGGACAACACGUGACAGGACAACAUGGGACAGGACAACAUGUGACAGGACAACAUGUGACAGGACAACACGUGACAGGACAACACGUGACAGGACAACAUGUGACAGGACAACACGUGACAGGACAACACAUGACAGGACAACAUGUGACAGGACAACACGUGACAGGACAACAUGGGACAGGACAACAUGUGACAGGACAACAUGUGACAGGACAACACGUGACAGGACAACACAUGACAGGACAACAUGUGACAGGACUAUAUGUGUCAUGACAGACGGUUGAACCCAUAACAGGACACAUGAUGUGACAUGACGAAAAAUGUAACGUGACAACACACAACUUGACGUAACACGUGACAGGACCACACAUGACAGGACAAGACAUGACAUGACAAGACAUGACAUGGCAACACAUGACAUGGCAACACAUGACAGGACAACACGUGACAUGACAAUGCAUGACAUGGCAACACAUGACAUGGCAACACAUGACAGGACAACACGUGACAUGACAAUGCAUGACAUGGCAACACAUGACAUGGCAACACAUGACAGGACAACACCUGACAUGACAAUGCAUGACAUGGCAACACAUGACAGGACAACACGUGACAUGACAAUGCAUGACAUGGCAACACGUGACAGGACAACACCUGACAUGACAAUGCAUGACAUGGCAACACAUGACAUGGCAACACGUGACAUGACAAUGCAUGACAUGGCAACACGUGACAGGACAACACCUGACAUGACAAUGCAUGACAUGGCAACACAUGACAUGGCAACACGUGACAGGACCACACGUGACAGGACAACACAUGGCAACACGUGACAGGACCACACAUGACCUGGUUUGAAUAAUGCAUGUCCGACUUGCCCUAGUUCAGUCUGCCCAACAGCUGAGCUACUCUUCUGUCCUACUGUACUGACACUGCUUGAACUGGAUCAGCUUGUGGAUUGCAGUUUAAUAUGGAAGACACUUCCCCAGUGUACCAGACUUAGUGUAGUGAAUAUUGUCCAUGCUGCAGCUAGCAUGCACACUGUCAUGCACAAAUAGACUAUUCAUGUUGUGAUGCACAUAACCAUCCGCCUGAGUUGCAGGAGCAUCUAUAUACAUAUAAUAAGCAGGGAAAUGGUGUAUAUAUAUGUAUAUAUGUAUGUAGGCUGAAUGGGAUCCAAGGUGUGAGGCUGAUACAAUCUCAUUAAAAUCAGAUCUUAGUUUUUGC